GCAUGGUCCGCGCGUUUGGCGCUGUCCUGCUGGCAGUUCGCCUCGCGAGCUGCUCCGUGCGGAUGGAUUGCAAGCUGGCAGUGGUGGCUCGCAGCGACCUGCGCAUGUCCGCGGGCAAGCUCGCGGCACAGGUGGGGCACGCGGUGCACGACGCAGUCACAGAGUGCCCCAAGGGCAAGCUCGAGGCGUGGGAGGAGGACGGGUCCAUGAUCGUGGUGCUGCAAGUGGACUCCGAGGCGGCGCUGGCCGGGCUCACAGCGGCGGCCAAGAGCGCGCGCCUGCAGACUAGCGACGUGCGGGACGAAGGACGGCCGUCGAGGAUGAGACUUGGACCGUGCUGGCGAUUGGCCCGGAUGCCUCGGCCAAGGUGGAUUCAGUGA
This is a messenger RNA of Effrenium voratum, 380 nucleotides long. The record is from the annotation of a GenBank genome assembly. NCBI's taxonomy places the organism in Eukaryota, Dinophyceae, Suessiales, Symbiodiniaceae.